This is a messenger RNA of Penicillium vulpinum, 2295 nucleotides long. RefSeq names its product transcription factor domain-containing protein. The record is from RefSeq and is a predicted model, not a curated record. The transcript is spliced from 2 exons. Lineage: Eukaryota; Fungi; Ascomycota; Eurotiomycetes; Eurotiales; Aspergillaceae. The coding region runs from base 1 to 2295 and encodes 764 amino acids. Gene Ontology annotation, biological process: DNA-templated transcription. Gene Ontology annotation, molecular function: DNA binding; zinc ion binding.
AUGUCUUCAGCCCCAGCUAUCAAACGCAAGUUGGCAGAAUCUCACCAGGAACCUACGGCUAAGCGCCAUGUUCAUGGGUACGGUCCGCAGUCCCCAUGGCUACACGAGUCAGAGCCUGCCGGGAUAUGGCGAACACGGGGAAAUCCCGAUGUGCAGCACGCGAUGCCCUUGGCAAAUAUGGUAUCCGCCGUGCAAGAUCUGAUAGACCCAAACUUUGAUCCACUCACGGCGAUGCUAGACGACGAGCCCCGGUUUUUGAAACCCCUACCAGCUCGAAUCUCCCCAGAGGACUUGGAGUUCUUGCGAUUCCGUGGUGCCCUUUCGCUUCCGGAGAGUGGGUUGCGGGAUGAACUUCUUCGUUGCUACAUCCAAUGGGUGCACAGUUUCAUGCCAGUUUUGAACUUGCAAGAAUUCCUACGAUGUGUGGCCGAAAAUGACCCAGAGGGAAAUGUUAGCAUCCUACUAUUUCAGGCGGUCAUGUUUGUUGGUACGGCCUUCGUCGAUCUUAAACAUCUGCAGGAUGCUGGGUAUUCAACCCGGAAAAGCGCGCGUAAUGCGUUCUUUACUCGAUUAAGGUUACUUUAUUCUCUUGACUGUGAAGAGGAUCGAAUUGAGAUUCUCCAAACCCUGCUAUUGAUGACCUACUGGGCUGAUUCGGAGAACAGUCCACAGCGAGAUAUUUGGGAUUGGAUUGGCGUUUGCAACACACAAGCACAGUCGAUCGGUUUGAAUAAAGACCCUGCAUCAGGUGAAAUUAAUAUACGGACUCAAAGGCUCCGUUCUCGCCUCUGGUGGUGUCUGUAUUCUCGAGAUAGGCUGAUCGCCAUGGGUAUGCGGCGCCCGCUUCAGGUUAACGAUGGAACGAGCAGUGUCCCGAUGCUUCGACUGGACGAUUUUGAUUUCGAGCCUUUCUCUCCAUAUGUGGUGGCCAAAUUUCAUUGCCGUCAACUCCAAGAUGUGUCACAUCAGAAACGCCUUGCCACCAUGUUCAUCGAGAAGGUGAAGCUCUGUCAAUGUAUUGGUAGGGUAUUAUUUGCACAAUAUACACCAUCUCAGCGCCAGUUCGGGGCUACGGACCGGACUACGGUCACACUUAUUCCCCGACAGGCUUCCGAGUCCGAGUUUACGCGAUGUGGUCAGAAACUCGACUCGUGGCUUAGUUCGCUCCCUAAAGAUGCACAAUUCAUCCCAAAGUCAGGGAAGAACUUCCAUGAUGGUGAGGAUGUGCUGCUGCUUCAUGGCGCAAUGCUACGUAUGCUCUACCAUGCUACCAGCAGCGCACUUCACCGGCCUUGGGCGACUGCUUCAAAAGAUCAAUCCAAAUCGCGGACAGAGUGGCGCAAUGCCGCCCGUACAAAAAUGAACGAUGCUGCUGGGGGGAUCACACAUAUUAUUCAAGGCUUAAAUAAGCUCAACCUUACAAGGUUCCUGCCGCAGUCCGGCGUGACUGUAAUUCUACCCGCCGCUGUGGCACAUUUAACCAACACCAUGUCCGACGACCCUGCUAUCCGCGAAAGCAGUGUCGAUAAUUUCCAUCGUUGCAUCCAAGUCCUCCACUGUCUUAAGGAUAUUUAUCCAGCCGCCGGUCAAGAGUUCGCCAACAUCGAGGCCGCCAUCAAAAUGCAGGCAGGUGCCUCCAGUACAUUCUUCCAGGUCAUGCAAUACAACGUCGACGCUCCUGCCACAUCUUUGGCGACCAGGAAGCCAAGCAAUGCCAUGUCCACCCCUCAACUCCAACUCACCUUACCUAUUACUAUAACCGAAACUUCCACGUCGCAAGCACAGACCUCAUCUGUCCAACAGAACAUACAUCAAAGAAAGCCCAGCAUGGAAACCAUAUAUGAACCCGCGCCACCUUUAUUUCCUAGUGAUUUUAACCAUUAUCUCAACCCCAACAUCAUAGACAACAAUCCUUUCAACUUUCUCUCCAUCGACAUUGACUCCUUUCCCGACAUUUCAACCUCUCCCGAUCCAGCGAACUCCAACAACGCGGGUAAACCCUAUAUAUCACCACCACGACAAGACCAAGACACUGUUGACUGGGCACAAGAGCUGUUUCAAGAUACUGAUGUCAAUCAUUACAGCAACACGGAAAUCUUUCCCAGGCCUCAAAAGGCGACUCCUCCAAAAGAUCAAGAUCAAACCCAUAACGAUCCAUUCUCUUUUAAUUUAGAGGAUACAGAUGACAUUCGUACAGUGCAUUCUCGUCAUCGGUCAAUAAACAAUGGAAGGCCCGAAAUCACGGGCGAUCUAGAUCGAGACUUGGGGUUCCAGUCUGAGGAUGAUAUGUUCUAG